AUGCUGGCGCACAACAAAUUGUUGGCGUUCACUGCCAACAAGCAUGCGCAGACGCAGCAGCAGCAGCAGCAGCAGCAGCAGCAGCAGCAGCAGCAGCAGCAGACGCCCAUCGCAAGACGAGGGCACGGCGCAUGCUGUCCGCUCGGGAACGGCACGUGGGUCCCGCCCUGGGCCGUGGGGCGCCACGACCUGCAGUCGCAGGGGCCGUUCACGCCGCAGCUGGCCAUUCUUAUUGACCUGACCAACUCCAGCCGCUACUACAGCCCGGCGGAGGUGCCAGGGGGGGUGGCGUACAUAAAGGUACCAUGCGUCGGGCGGGACGCGUCCCCAGACCCCCUGGCUGUCAACCAGGUGUGCUGGGAGGUGAACAAGGCGCUGAUGUCAUACCCCAACACGUACUUCCUGAUCCACUGCACCCACGGGUUCAACCGCACCGGCUACAUGAUCACGUGCGCCAUGAUGCGGCUGCUGGCGCCCACGGGCAUGUGCGUGGAGCGCGCAGUGCGGCGGUUCGCGCAGCAGCGGCCGCCAGGCAUAUAUAAGCACGAGUACAUAGAGGACCUCUUCAGGUACCACCACGAGGUGCGCCCCGCCGCCACCCUCACGCCCCCCGUGCCCGCCUGGAAGGGCCCCGACACGCCGGGGGAGGACGAUGACGGCGCUGACGCGGACGGGGGCGCGGCCCCGGCGCAGCGCAAGGGCCAGCAGGAGGGCCACAUGUCGCACGACGACAAGUUUGGGGAGGUCAUCCCCGAUGAGGAGCGGGAGUGGCUGGCGCACCAGGUGUACGACGCCAUCAUGAUGCAGGACCCCCAGACCUGCCCGCCGGGCGCCAAGCCGCCGAGCCUGCAGUACCAGGGGCAGGCGCCCCAGUUUGCUGGCAGCCAGCCGGUCAGCCUCGACCGGGAGAAGCUCGAGUACAUCAAGGCCAAGCGGUACUGGGUUACGUGGAAGGCGGAUGGGACGCGGUACCUGCUGCUGCUGAGCAGCUGGGGGGCCUACCUCAUAGACCGCUCCUGCGACACGCGGCGAGUGCAGAUGCGGUUCCCCACCUGCCUGUCGGAGGAGCGGGCGGCGGCGUUCGCCAGGGCGCGCUCCAAGGCGAAGCGCGCGGAGGAGGUGCCGCUGUUCCCGGUGGGUGUUGGUGGUUCAAAGGGCUUGUGUGAGGUUUGGGGUUGA
Molecule: messenger RNA, 1179 nt
Organism: Monoraphidium neglectum
Lineage: Eukaryota; Viridiplantae; Chlorophyta; Chlorophyceae; Sphaeropleales; Selenastraceae
Exons: 11
Coding region: 1-1179 (392 amino acids)
Biological process (GO): 7-methylguanosine mRNA capping; dephosphorylation
Molecular function (GO): ATP binding; phosphatase activity; mRNA guanylyltransferase activity
Source: RefSeq, a predicted model, not a curated record